Molecule: messenger RNA, 534 nt
Organism: Talaromyces stipitatus ATCC 10500
Lineage: Eukaryota; Fungi; Ascomycota; Eurotiomycetes; Eurotiales; Trichocomaceae
Exons: 2
Coding region: 1-534 (177 amino acids)
Source: RefSeq, a predicted model, not a curated record
AUGCACAAUACACGACUUCCAAUGUAUAUAGACAAAAAACUUCACCAUUUCAUUUCGGAGCCGUGGUGGAAAAAUACAAACAACGAGGUUGUGCAAUUCCUGCAUGACGAACUUCCGUUUCAAUGGCCAUGGGGAUAUACCAUCUACCGCACCGUUUAUACACCAGAAUCUAACCAGCAUUGGGAUGCCCUUCUCGAAGCAAUAUCCAAGAGUAUCUACAGAAGCUUAGAUGAGGAUGAGCCGUCCCGGAUCUUCCAGGAGGGAUACCGCCCCCUAGCUUUUGAUGACUCCGCUCAGUUCAACGGCGCAACGCUAGACAAGAUCCGUAACCAUUUUAAGGAAGUCCGGGAGAGCGAUAACGGACAUCAGGGGGUUCGAUUUCGGUGGUGUUUGGUUAUUGAUGAAGCUGCUUUACAAUCCAUCAUCCGCCACCCUGGCUGGGUCACAGUGGUGGACCCAAACUACCAAGAAGACAGCAGUUGCAACACGGAAUACUACCUCGGAUAUUUCCGCUUAUAUCUGAAAUAUCUCUAG